CGAGUUAUUGCUUAACGAACAUGGUAAUGUAUUUGUAAUAAACAUUAUUCACUGUCUUAAUUGCACUUCUUACUGAUACUAUAUGUUCGGCCGAACAUAGAUGGCUGCAGUAUCUUUUUUGGAAACGACCAAUCUUGUUGGGUUGGGGUUAUCUGCAGACAAAGUAUACAGUCAUAUAACAGAUUUAAGCGGUACAAAAAUAUCCACAGUCGACUCUUCACCUUUGCCAACAUCCAAUCAAGCUUCAUCAUCAAUCUCACUGAAGCUACAGCAACAACAAAAUACGGGCUUAAAGCUGGUUUCGGAAGUAAUGGAUAGCUCAUCCAAAAUAUUUGAUGGAAUUAACAAAUUUUGGCAAAGGAAUGCACAAGAGUUAGUAGAACAGCAUAGUAAAAGGAGUGGGGGAAAUGGCACGAGUUUGAUAGAGCAAAUGAAAGGCCGCGUUGGAAGUGCCAGUAACAGUAACAGUAGUAAAGUAAAUCCAAAGGAAGGGGAACUCAAGGAAAUGACUCUAAACAACGAUUCAAUGCCUACAAUAUCGUCAACAUCAUCAUCAACAGCAACAAAACCUAUAUCAAGCUCAUCGUCAUCAUCCUCAUUACCAGCAUUUAUGGAAGAGCGUUCAUUUAGCAGAUUCAGAAAAUCAAAGAGUACUGCUACUACUGCCUUGCUCUCGGGUGAGGGUCCCAUACAAAAAUUCUUGGAUAUGAAAUCAGUGGAUGAGCUCAAGAUAGGAGAGGUGACAGAGCUAUUAGCAGAUUAUAAACGACUAGCUGCAAUGAUUAAACAAGCAGGUCUUGCUUAAUAAAACUCUUAAUCGUUACUUGCACUAUAUUUCUAAGAGAGAACAGCGAAAAGUAAAUUCUAAGCUGUCCAUUUUUGAGCUAUCGAAGCAUGCGAUUAUAAUAGGUUGCUUUAUCUUUAUAAACGGAC
Molecule: messenger RNA, 933 nt
Organism: Mycotypha africana
Lineage: Eukaryota; Fungi; Mucoromycota; Mucoromycetes; Mucorales; Mycotyphaceae
Exons: 2
Coding region: 101-805 (234 amino acids)
Source: RefSeq, a predicted model, not a curated record